Messenger RNA from Habropoda laboriosa, 953 nucleotides. RefSeq names its product poly(U)-specific endoribonuclease homolog. The record is from RefSeq and is a predicted model, not a curated record. Gene Ontology annotation, molecular function: RNA endonuclease activity. The transcript is spliced from 2 exons. Lineage: Eukaryota; Metazoa; Arthropoda; Insecta; Hymenoptera; Apidae. The annotation marks the transcript as partial.
AUUGCUGAGUGUACAAGACGAGGCUUACGAGAUUCCAACGGUGAAAGCAGUAUUGGCUCUACACGAUAACUAUGAAUUCGACGUGAAGACGAAGGAGACGGUCACGUCUGAGGAACGCGAGGAGGAAUCGGCUCUUCUCGACAAGAUUCUAGAUACAGACGUGAUGAAGGCGACCAUGAAGUUCCUCGCUGACAAAGGUUUCAUCGAGGAUGAUAAAUACGAGUUCAAGGAUACCAUGAAACGUAUAUGGUUCUCUCAGUUCAAGCGUAUCGAUGGGGACGCUUCUAGUUCCGGGUUUGAAACAGUGUUCCUGGCUGAGAAAUUCGAUUCUGAUAUAAUUGGACUGCACAAUUGGAUCUAUUUCGCGAAGCAAGAGGCCGAGAAGAAGCUCAAUUAUCUUGGCUACAUCAAGGAGGUCAAGCUGGGUGAUAAAGCAGCAGUUGUGAAAGUACGCUUGACGUUGGAUGGAAUAGUGCAACCUGUUACGACCGUUUUUGUCGGUACAUCGCCAGAAGUGGAGUUCGCGUUAUAUACCAUGUGUUUCUUCGCUCGUCCCAAUAACGUCUGUCCAGUUUCCAUGGGUGGAAUCGAGUUCAUGAUCUAUGUGAGCAGAGUGAACUACUUUGGAAAGGAUAUCUUGAUCUCAGGCUAUCCUGACAUUUAAUUUUAAACGAGAUCGAAAUUCUCUAACACAAUUAUUAACAGCUUGUGCAAUUCUUCUGAGAUGGUUGGUUGCAUGAUUUGAAUAAAUAUAUACAAGAGCAAGAUCUGAAUUCUUUUAAGCAAAUGAAUUUAUAAAUAAUAAGUAUUUUUGUUUUAUAAAAUAUGUGUUGGCUACCUGGACGAUCUUUUUAUACCGUUUUUCCGAAUCUGUUAGUUCUAAUAAAGGCACUAUGGAUGGUCUGCCAUGAGCACAUUGAGUAGGAAUUUUUGUCUGGCUUAAUAAUUUCAAG